AUGAGAGAAGAAUCUAUGACUUCAAAAGGAAACAGUUUGAAACUUUUGAAUGAAUUUGAGCUCAUUUUGGAGUCCGAUCCUCUCAUUGAUGAAUUAGGAUUUAUUCACCCAUCCCAAUUUGUGACAUUAAAUAAAGAAGCGGCCAGCUCCUUGGAACAUGAAGAUGCAAAUUUUUGGAGCAGAGAUCAUAAGCUUGCAAUUUCAACCGAUGUUCUCCUUCCUCUGUAUAAAGUGGCCAAAGAUGCAUUUUUGUAUGCAAUUAGCCAAUAUAAGAGGCAUGAGAAUCGAUUGGAUGCAUCUUGGGAUGAGAGUAAUCUUGAAAGUGAGGUCAUGAAGCAUAGCAAGGCGCUUUUAUUGUUAAGCUGUGAUUUUGGGACUGCAUGGAAUUCCAGGAAGUUAAUUGUGUCAAAGAAGCAGCAUAUGUUGAUAUUUUUGGAGGAACUUCUCUUGUCAGCCCUUGUCCUUUCAUACUCCCCCAAAAGUGAACAAGCAUGGUGCCACAGGCGGUGGGCGAUCAAGAUGAUAUCUGGAAAAUGUUCAACUUUGCAAGAUAUAGUAGGGAAAGAAUCUGAGCUUGUGGAGAAAAUAGCUGAGAGAUCAAAAAUGAAUUAUCGUGCAUGGAAUCACCGUUGCUGGUUAGUUUCAUACAUGACAAGAGAACAGGUGCUGCACGAGUUGAAAAAAUCCAGAAAUUGGGCUGGAUUACAUGUUGCUGAUAAUUCUUGCUUUCACUAUCGCACUCGGCUGAUGCUCAGGGUCAGGGAGGAGUGCUGCCAUAAACUUGAAGAUGAAACGUCUGAUGGCAAUGAUGAAAUUUAUCAAAUCUGGCAGGAGGAGCUUGAUUGGAAUGAAGCAUUGAUUAAGCGCUAUGUAGGAAGAGAGGCUUUGUGGCUUCAUCGUCGUUUCCUCUCCUUGUCUUGGAUAAGGCAUUUCACAACUAAUCUUGGUGAUACAUCUAACCACCGUGUAUGUAAAUCCAGCAUAAAUGCUGACAUUGGUAUCUUUAUGGAUAAUGAGUCACGUCUUGCAAACUCCUGCUCGAUGGUACCUGAUAAUGACUUUGAGGAUUUUCAAGCACAAGCAAUAUAUUCCGCAACUUAUAUAUUAUGGCUUGCAAAGCAAAUCUCCGAUUCGCAGGGAAUUGAACUCCUAGAAAAGCUAAAUGUUGGAAGCUUGAAGACCAUGCUGAAUAUGGCAUGUCCUGAAAGAUCGUCUCUAUGGGACAUCUUAAAUGGAUAA
This is a messenger RNA of Dovyalis caffra, 1239 nucleotides long. Lineage: Eukaryota; Viridiplantae; Streptophyta; Magnoliopsida; Malpighiales; Salicaceae. The record is from the annotation of a GenBank genome assembly.